AUGAGUGUUUUCUCAGCGGAGAGCGGUGGGAGGGAGAAAAAGGGUCAGCCACAGGGCCCGCCCGGAAUGGAAGGAUCGUGUCGCCGUGUCGUGUCGAGCAGUGGCACUAUUAGUGGCAGCAAGCACCGGGCAGCACCAGCAGCACCAGCAGCAAAAACGCCCGCCCGGAGAAGAAUAAGAAGGGAGAAGGGCAGCCAGAAGAGGCGGUGGGCAAAAGUGCUGGGAGUGCAGUGGGCUGCCCAACUCGAUCGACCGACCGCCGGACGCGCCGCAGCCAAUCAGCGCCCUCGCCGAGCCCAAGGGAGCCCUGCGACUCGCUGCUCGGAGCCAGUCCUGCGUAGAAUGGGUCUACCACAAUGCCAUAACAGCACUAUAGUGUUUACCCAGAAAUCCCAGUAUGUUGGCCAGUGUCCCGCUCCGGAGCGCCGACGAGGGAAAAAGGAACAACAACAACAAGAAGAAGGCGAAGCGCGCAGCGGUCGAGGUGCGGGCGAGAGUGUAAGGUUGUCUGUCUGUGAGCGAUCUGGCGUAAAAGUGCUUGUUAUUGGCAAGAUAAUAGAGAAGAAGCAGGGCAACACCAAGAACAGAUAUCAGCUCGGGGCGGGAUGGGCAGCAGCAGUGUUAUAUUCCCAAAGGAGAGCCUCUCUAGGCCUCGUCUUCGAUCUUCGAUCACAUCAAUUUGCCAUCUAA
Molecule: messenger RNA, 690 nt
Organism: Pseudovirgaria hyperparasitica
Lineage: Eukaryota; Fungi; Ascomycota; Dothideomycetes; Acrospermales; Acrospermaceae
Exons: 4
Coding region: 1-690 (229 amino acids)
Source: RefSeq, a predicted model, not a curated record